Metarhizium acridum CQMa 102 is the source of this 4335-nucleotide messenger RNA. The record is from RefSeq and is a predicted model, not a curated record. NCBI's taxonomy places the organism in Eukaryota, Fungi, Ascomycota, Sordariomycetes, Hypocreales, Clavicipitaceae.
AUGACUGAGGUCGGGCACCCCGACCUAUCGAGGCUGCUUCAAUCAAAGCGCAACGACUGCAAUGCAAUCGUAACGUCGAGAAAGAGAAAGCUGCGCGAGCUCUUCGCGGUCGCGACCCAAGUCGAGACCUUGCCGAGCCAUGCAUUUGCUAACCCUGACGCGCCAGCGGCAACACAGGCUGAAUGGCAGUUUUUGCAAGCAAAUGACAUCUUGCACAUCAAAAAGGAAUUGUCGGUAGCGCCCGUACAAAAAUCAUCUGAUGUAUCCCAGUCCAAGACGGUUGAUUCUGUUGCCAAUGGCCGACCGAGCUCAGCAUCAGGCAGUUCAGCACAGGCAACGCCAAUUCUGCCUGCACAGAAAUCAUCGCAAAGCACGACAUCUCCCGCGAAACCAGUUGCGCCUGGAUCAAAACCACCAUUAGCUGUUGAGCCGACCACGAAUAUCAAGAUCAAAACAAAUAGCGCCUCGACGACCAACAAUGCAACUCAACCACAACCACAACCACAACAACCUCAUGUUAAAUUUCCUCCAGGGACGAAGAAGUCUGCCAGCAGUGCAACUAAACACAAUGACACAGCUCUAGGAUCGGUCACUCCAACACCUCUUCCGAUUAAGCAGCCGACCGCCACUGCGUCGCUUAAAAAUAAUGCAACCAAUGCGCCUCUCAGCAUUAAACUCCCGCCUGAGGCUGUUAAAGCAGCCGAGGCUAUGUCAUCGCCAGCAUCGACUACUCACACCGCGACCACGCCGGCCAUACACGACGUAUCCACGGACACCAGCCCCGACAAUGAUAGUACCCGAUUUGUCGAUCCCACGCGACAUCCGGACAAGCCAGACGCUAGUGAAGUUAGCCAACACCAGCAAGAGAAGGCAGCAGAAGGUCAGGAGCACAGUUCAGGCGCAGAGGACCAACUUCUUCAAGAAUCCAUCAGAUCCAGCACGACAUCUGCGACACCACAAGUACCUGAAGAAGCCGCGAAAGCUUCUAUGAUUGACAAUGUUCCAAAACAUGAACCCCCAGCAAGUGAGCCAAAGAAACUCGGUACCGCUGGGUUUCCCGAUAGUCAGGAUAGUUCGCCCGAUCAGAUGCAAGUCGACGCCACAGAGCUACCAACACAAGCCCAAACUCAGAAACCCAUAACUCCUCGCGAUUCAAAACCAGCGGCUCAAAGCACAGCUCAGACUUCCACUGCAGUCGUUAAAAAGGAACAGACUGCGCAACCACCGGCGCCGGAGAGAGCUGUCACUCGUGUAUCCUCCGGGGCUAUGCGAUUGAAAUCUGUGACCGAAAUCGUGGGAGGAGGCGCGAUAUCCCGCCCUUCCAUGUCAGACCGAGAUGCGACAAAAGGGUCACACGAUCAGCUCACACCUGUCACUUCGACUCCCCAGUCUCCGGCAUCCAGAGUAAGAAAUGGGCAUAAACGAGAUCGAUCGAAGGGCCAGGUGUCAACGGUCCUUUUCGGGAAACAACCAAAGCGAGUUGAUGAGAAAUCCAUUGUAUCGGGCCACAAGGAAAUCUUGCAGCCAACGGACGACUACUAUACUUCACUCUUCGUACAAAACUUUACCGGCGCGUCCAAGUGGAUGCAACCGCUUGAACGAAUCUUGUUUCAAGCAAAUAAGACCAUCGCCACUCCGGAUGCUAACAUUGUCAUCCAAGAUCACCAGGCUUGCAAGGUUCUAAGGCGUGUAUACCAUUUGCAACAGCAUGACAAGUGGUCGUUACGUCAACUCAAGCGCUGCCCUGAGCCGACAAGACCUCCGACACAAUGGGACACGCUACUACAAGAGAUGAAAUGGAUGCGGACUGAUUUUCGUGAGGAACGUAAAUGGAAAAUGACAGCUGCCCGAAAAUUGGCCUAUGCCUGCGCGGAAUGGUACGAAGCAUCCUCCGAUGAGCGAAAGCAGAUGCAAGUUCGUUCUGCUAUCCCUCCAAGGGCUGAGACGGUAGAAGCAGAUGUACCCAUGACGGAUGGUGAUGGAGACGGGGCGGACAAUCAGCCGACUCCAGAUCUGAUAUCAUCUGGCGAUGUAGACUCGCCGCAACCAGUGGACGAACUUGCCGAUGACUUCGUGGAAACCGUUCCCCCCUCCGCCAUCUUCACUCUACAGGAGGACGAUGUUGUGUUCGAGUUGCGGCGCACAUCGGCUUCGGAUGCACUACUUGAUGAGCUUCCGAUGUAUGGCUCGCCUCUGAAGGUACUGCGUGCGGAUAUCACAAACCCCGAGUAUGACCCAGACGCCCAUUGGCGCCGUCCUGCUUUGCCCCUGAGCAAGUAUGUGGAAGGUGAAAUGAAGCUUGUAACGUCCACCCCUCCGCGCAAACGCAGCAGAUUCAACUACGAGAAUGAGGAGUCGGAUGAUGAGUUUGAGGGCGCGUUCGUGGCCGACCAAGCGGUCCACAACGUUGAACUCCCCCCAAUGACUGACGAAGUUGCCCUAUUCCAACCCGACUCAAAACACAUCAGAGACCGGCUCCAUGCAGGCCACCAAUUCAGGCCACCUUCAGAACAUCCAAUGCCUGUGCAGAGCUUCUAUGAGUCUCGCGGGCCAUCGCAAUGGACUCUGGUAGAGGAUGAUGAACUGCGGGGGCUUGUUCGGGAGUAUUCGUACAAUUGGUCAUUGAUUUCGAACAUGUUGUCAACCAAAUCCAAGUUUCAGUCGGGCGCUGAGAGACGCACGCCUUGGGAAUGCUUUGAGCGAUGGAUCAAUCUCGAAGGCCUUCCAGCAGACAUGCAAAAGACGCAGUACUUCAAGGCAUACAACAGCAGAAUUGAGUCAGCACAGCGAGUCAUUGCUCAACAGAAUCAAAUUGCUGCACAACAAGCCAGUGCCGCUGGUGGUGCCAUGACGCCCGUUCGCAGGAGACCGUCAGUGCCACUGCGAGUCGAGAGGCGGCGUAAUCAAAAGCACUUGAGUCUACUUGAUGCAAUGAGAAAGCUCGCCAAGAAGAGAGAGACCACCAUUCAAAAGCAACAGCACUCAGCAUCACAAAAUUCAGCUAACAAGAAGCCCAACGACGCUAUUUCGCAAAGGCAGAAGAAGACGCCAAGAGAUUACAGUCUCCUCCGUUUCGAACGCGAUCAAGCUCUAGCAGAGAAGAUGGCACAGUACGCGCAGCGGCAAGAAGCCCAGCGACGAGCUGCUCUACAAGCCAGGACCCAAGGACAGGCAGCCCAAGCAGCCCAAGCAGCCCAAGCAGCGGGGGCUGGAGGACAAGCACAGCAAAACGGAAAUCAUCUUCCAAACGGCAGCGUUCCAGCAGCAGGUGGUGCUGCUCGUCCUGGUAUCCCAAGCCAACUCGCAGCCGCAGCUGCAGUUGCCGCUGCCACUCAGCGGCCUCGGAUGCCUAUGCAAGCUCCAGUCAAUGGGAUGGGAGUUGCUGGUGUCCAAGCUCAGAUGAAUGGCGGACUUUCGGUUGCCAGCCAGAUGGCCGCUGUCCCGCAGGCCCAGCUGCAAGCUGCGAUGCAAGGCCAGCAGAGAAUGCCAAUGCCGAACCAGCAGCCGGAUGCCAACUUGAUGCUUCGUGCCCAACGCAUCUCUGAACAGCAGAGAGUGCAGAUCCAGCAGGCUCAGCACCAGCAACAUCAUCAACCGCAGCAAGUCCAGCCACAUCAACAGCAUCAGCAACAGCAGCAGCAGCAGCAGCAACCACCGCAGCAACAGACCAAUGGCGCAGCAGUUGGUACUCCUGGGCCGCACAGCUCGCCUCCCCUGCGCAAUGGCAUCAACGGAAUCAAUCAACAAAACUACAUGACCACCGCACAGGCCAUGAUGGCUCAGUACAGUGCGGUUCCCAAUGGCAAUGGGCAUACACCACCGCCAACUAAUGGUCUACACAUGCCCGUCUCGGUUAAUGGCAGUUCCCCGGGCCAAAGAGUUCAUCCGCAACUUCCCGCCGGCAUCGCCGCACAGCUUGCUCAACUAGAAGCCCAGCUGAGGGCAAAGAACCCGAAUCUUACGCCCGAACAAGCACGCCAAGUCGCAACAGAACAUCUCACGAGAACCAUGAUGGCACAGCGCCAAUCUGCCAUGAAUGCUGCUGCGGGGGGAACCGGUCAGCCUGGUCUUGCCAACAGCAUUGCGGCAACCACCAGUCCUCACCAGUAUGCGGCUCUUCUCCGACAACAGCAGCAGGCCGCCGCCACUCUUCAGGCUCAGCAACAGGCAAAGGCUCAGCAGGCUCAACAGGCUCAGCAAGCGCAGCAGGCUCAACAACAAGUGCACCAGCGCGCAGGGAGCCAAGCAUCUCCUACUCCCGUCCCUGCGCCCAGUCCCGGGCAGAGCCAUCAACGCCAAUCCAGCGGUAGUGCCACUCCUUCAGGGGGGCAAUAA